AUGACCUGCCUGGGAGGGCACAUGAGCGCCGCGGCUGCGGCACGGCUGACGCUGCGCCCGCCGCCAGGGCUCCCCCACCCGGCAGCGGCGCCCGAGCUCCCGCGGCAGAGGCAGGUUCCCCCCGGCAGCUUCUACGCCCACCCCGGCGGGCGCGCGCUGGGCCCGCCGCCGGGCCUCGCCGCGCCCUGCCGCCGCGCGGCCGACGGGCCCUGGGCACCCGGCGCCUGGGAGGUCGCGCCGUCGACGAGGUGCCCUUCGCGGGAGCCCGCCAGGGCGCCGGGCGCCUACGCCGCCAUCGCCGACAGCGGCUCCGACUCCGAGCUCUACCCUGGCGGGCCCGCGCUGGGCCCGCCGCCGGGCCUCGUCGCGCGCUGCUGCCGCGCGGCCGACGGGCCGUGGGCGCCCGGCGCCCGCGAGGACGCGCCGGCGCCGUCGACGAGGUGCCCGUCGCUGGAGUCUGCCAGGGCGCCGUGCGCCAACGCCGCCAUCGCCGACAGCGGCUCCGACUCCGACGGCCCGGGAGCACGGCCGCCGCCGGGGGCGUGGAGCUCUCAGGGCGAAGGUGCCGCGCCGAGGCCGCCGGGCUGCUUCGGCGGGGCGGGCUGCCACCACGAGCUGGGCAAGCCUGGCGUCCCGUCGGCCGGCUCCGCCCAGCACCACCUCGGGCUCUGCAAGCCGUGCGACUUUGUCUACCGCGGCGCCUGCCGCGAGGGCACCUCUUGCAAGUUCUGCCACUUGUGUGGCCCGGAGGAGACCCAGCGGAGGAAGAAGGAGAAGAAGCGCCAGCACAGGGCGCAGCGCCAGCGCGAGUAUGAGUCGCUCGCUCUCGUCGGCGGCCCGCUGGCUGGGCCGGUGUCUGCCGCGGGGUCAGCGGCAUGGUGA
Prorocentrum cordatum is the source of this 882-nucleotide messenger RNA. The record is from the annotation of a GenBank genome assembly. NCBI's taxonomy places the organism in Eukaryota, Dinophyceae, Prorocentrales, Prorocentraceae.